ACUGCAGCAUACACAGUCCAAAAAACAUGUUUACGGGUAAUGCACAAUGGAGAAACAGAAGAGGAGACUGUGGCAUCGUGGUGUGUUAGGGUUUAACAUUAGCUAAUACAUGUACAUAAGGUUGCUGCGACUGAAAUGGACGAAGGAGGAAAUAUUACAUAUAUUUUACAACGACGACGCUCGCUGCUAAAGUAGAGGUGGGCAGGAUGGGGGAGCCGGCCGUGAGCAGCGCCGUGGCUGCGAUCUCGCCAGUGCAGCAGAUGCUGGCCUCUGGCACCGGAGCCCUCCUCACAUCUAUUUUUGUCACUCCGCUGGACGUUGUGAAGAUCAGGCUGCAGGCUCAGCAGACGCCGUUCCACCAAGCUUUAGCCUCUGAAUCUGCUCCGUGGGGUGGUGUCAUCCGCCCGUCCAAGUGGAAGUGCUUCCUGUAUUGUAACGGGCUGAUGGAUCACAUCUAUGUCUGUCAGAACAACACCAGCUGCACCAGUUGGUACAAAACGCCGACACACUUCAGUGGGACUCUGGAUGCUUUUGUGAAAAUCAGUCGUCAUGAAGGGCUCAGGUCUUUGUGGAGUGGGCUCCCACCAACACUGGUUAUGGCAGUACCGGCCACUGUCAUCUACUUCACCUGCUACGACCAGCUGCAGGACUUCCUUAGAUACGGUCUGGGUUUCCAGGGAAGCCACAUACCCCUUGUUGCCGGAGGUCUUGCAAGAUUGGGAGCUGUGACAGUGAUCAGCCCUCUGGAGCUGGUGAGGACAAAGAUGCAGUCACGUCGGCUGUCAUACAGAGAGCUGGCGGUGUGUAUCCGCUCGUCUGUGGCCCAGGACGGCCUCCUGUCACUGUGGAGGGGCUGGGGACCCACCGUCCUCAGAGACGUCCCCUUCUCUGCUCUGUACUGGUUUAACUAUGAACUGGUGAAGGCUCAGCUAUGUGAACAAGCCCGAAUGCCUCAAGCCAACUUCUCCAUCAGCUUUACAGCAGGAGGCAUCUCUGGAGCUAUUGCCGCCAUCCUGACGCUGCCUUUUGACGUGGUGAAGACUCGCCGACAGAUCCAGCUGGGAGAGAUGGACACUCUGGGAGAGCCUUUGAAGAGAACCACUUCCACAUGGCACAUAAUGAAAGAAAUAAGGACUGAAGUGGGCUACAGGGGCCUUUUUGCAGGUUUCAUGCCCAGGGUGAUCAAAGUGGCCCCUGCUUGUGCCGUUAUGAUAAGCACAUAUGAAUUUGGAAAGGCCUUCUUCCAGAAGAUGAACCUUGAUCGAGAGCGGCUUACAUCUUGAAGGCUGCCGGUGUGACGCUGGAUGUUUUCCCAGUAGGAGAAAAAGACUUUUAUUAUCAGGACAGUUGGGGACAAGGCCUUUCUUAAACUGAAUCUUGAUGAACAGGAUUUUUUGGGGGGAGUUUCUUUUUAAGUGAAGAAGAGGAUUCAAGCACAUUUCUGAUUUUUAGGAUGCCGCUUCCUGCAAAUCCGUUCUCCGUUUGAAAUGUUACUGCGGUAAGACUUUAAACGCAGCCUCGAACCUUGAACGCAACACGGAAUUCGACUUACAGACGUGGACACUGAUGGGAGAAUCCGGGACCACAGACUCUAUGUGUGUGCUGAUUAUUUGAGUAAAUGUUGUAUGGUUGUCAUAAAGGAAACGAAAAAGACUUGUACCAAAUAUUUUCAAAGACACGGAUCACAACUUAAGUGCACGUCAUGAUAUAAGUCCUGUGACAAUUCAAUUAUUGUCCUUUACAUUCAAAACCCACUACGGACAAUCAUUCAUGAUCAAGACACUGAACUCCUCAAUGAGUUAAAAUGACAUGAUUCUUGAUCUUUGCAGGACUGUGGUUUAACGAGUAAUGCUUAACGGGAAAAAUCUAAAAACUCUGCAUCAGUAAUUUAGUAUGAGUUUAAAGAACAUGUUCUCCUUCCCAUUGUUUGUAUUGCCUGACAAACUGCAUGGAGUAUACAACUCAUUUCAAUACAGAAUCCAGACAUCAGCUUUACAGCAUUACUCUGCAUUCCUGCGGCAGUGAAACAUAAUAUAUUUGACUUUUAUCUACUAAGUAGAUGACGGACAAAUCUGUUUUGUGAUGCUGGAUAAGUUCAAAAAACAUUGGUUGCACUUUACAUUGACAAAACAUGAGUUGUGUAAUGCAAUCAUACAAAAAAGGUUGUUAUGUCUGUUGAAUGUACGCCUCUUUUUCUGUUCUCAUGACUGGAGGAAAGCCAUAGUAUUUGACAGAGAUUAUAAUUCUUCAAACAUAAUGAAAGCCUGUUAAUGCAUGAAUUUAGCAGUUUAUGCUAUGAUUAUAGUGCAACAGCAACAAUGUUCAACAGCUGUGAAAACCUCUGCAACCAGCUUCACAAAUAUCACACAAAUGUUCUCGAAGAUUUGCCAAGGCAUGGUGGUGCAGACAAAGUGGAAAAACAAAAAAAAGGCUUUCCAGAUUUCCCUGCGUGGCACGUUGGCGUUAACUUACUUCUGUGUUUCUUUGCCUGCAGUGGAGACUUUUAUUACAACUUGUUACAACACUGGAUCAUAAAACAAAAUAUCACCGCCUUAACCGAAAAAGGUAGACUGUGUACUUUGUUUUUUAUGAAUCAAAUGAUAAUAAACAAUGUGACGGCUUGAUUUUUUUUAUGUUGUGUGAUUUAUAUUAUAUUUAGGAGUCUGUAAAUGUCCAUUGUUUAAAAAUAACAAAACAUGUACAGUGGUUAUGAUUAAGAAGUGAUGUUUAAUAUAACAUAUAAAUGAUGAUAGUGAGAGAUUCAUAUACUGUGUUUCACUACUGAAGCAUAAAAAUGGCCAAAAAGUACUUUUAAUAAAAUUAUUAAAAUAAA
Messenger RNA from Scomber scombrus (Atlantic mackerel), 2833 nucleotides. It is a transcript of the gene slc25a39, whose product is annotated as solute carrier family 25 member 39. Bases 207 to 1283 code for a protein of 358 amino acids. Gene Ontology annotation, biological process: mitochondrial transmembrane transport. The record is from RefSeq and is a predicted model, not a curated record. NCBI's taxonomy places the organism in Eukaryota, Metazoa, Chordata, Actinopteri, Scombriformes, Scombridae. The transcript has 12 exons.